AUGAACCCCCUGUUGCAGGCUCCCUUCCUGAUCUCUCUGGGCUUGCUUCUUGCCGGCCCAGCCCUUCCUGCACGCAUUCUCCAGAACCGGCAGGGUAGCUUUUCCUGGGAUAACUGCGAUGCAGGGAAGGACCCUGCGGUGAUCAACAGCCUGACUCUGGAACCUGACCCCAUUGCCAUUCCGGGGAACUUGACCAUCACUGCUGAGGCCAAGACCAGUGCUGUCCUCAGUGAUCCUCUGAAGGUGGAAUUAACUGUGGAGAAGCACAUAGCUGGCUUCUGGGUCAAAAUCCCAUGUGUGGACAACAUUGGUAGCUGCACCUAUGACAACUUCUGUAAUAUGCUUGAAAUGUUAAUUCCCAUUGAGGAACCCUGCCCGGAACCACUGCACACCUAUGGGCUUCCCUGUCACUGUCCCUUCAAAGAAGGUGCCUACUCACUGCCCAAGUCUUACUUCAUGCUGCCCGACCUGGAGUUGCCCAGCUGGCUCAGCACGGGGAACUACCGCCUGCAGACCAUCCUGAGCAACAGCGGGAAGCGACUGGCUUGUGUCAAUAUCUCCGCCUCCCUUAAAGGCAAAUAA
Messenger RNA from Rangifer tarandus platyrhynchus (Svalbard reindeer), 582 nucleotides. NCBI's taxonomy places the organism in Eukaryota, Metazoa, Chordata, Mammalia, Artiodactyla, Cervidae. The record is from the annotation of a GenBank genome assembly.